This is a messenger RNA of Trichomonas vaginalis G3, 327 nucleotides long. RefSeq names its product chaperone cofactor-dependent protein refolding. The transcript has a single exon. Gene Ontology annotation, molecular function: metal ion binding; protein-folding chaperone binding; protein folding chaperone. The record is from RefSeq and is a predicted model, not a curated record. Gene Ontology annotation, cellular component: mitochondrial matrix. The coding region runs from base 1 to 327 and encodes 108 amino acids. Lineage: Eukaryota; Parabasalia; Trichomonadida; Trichomonadidae.
AUGCUCACAUCAUUAAACACAUUUGGCCUUCGUUUCAGCUUCAAGGGAUUAGCCCCAACAGGUUCACGCGUUAUUGUUGAAAUGCAUACACUCAAAGAUGGAAAGAUCGGAAACUUAUACGUUCCAGAUUCAGCUAAGAAGGCCACCAACCAGGCUACAGUUGUUGCUGUUGGUCCAGGUGCUACAAUAAAUGGAAAGCUUUAUCCAACUACUGUCAAGCCAGGAAUGAAAGUUCUUCUUCCACAAUUUGGCGGCCAGCCAGUUAAGAUUGGCAAGGAAGAAUAUGUUGUUAUUGCUGAAGAAGAUAUCCUUGGCUAUUUCGAAUAA